Exophiala bonariae is the source of this 4194-nucleotide messenger RNA. RefSeq lists its product as uncharacterized. Gene Ontology annotation, molecular function: nucleic acid binding. The coding region runs from base 1 to 4194 and encodes 1397 amino acids. The record is from RefSeq and is a predicted model, not a curated record. NCBI's taxonomy places the organism in Eukaryota, Fungi, Ascomycota, Eurotiomycetes, Chaetothyriales, Herpotrichiellaceae. The transcript has 2 exons.
AUGUUCAAUGGCCGUCAUAAAGUCGCCUAUGGCACUCACGUGCCUGCGUCUUUCCGCAAAAUCCUAAAAUUCUAUACCACUUGCUGCCACACUGAAUUGACUGUUAGUCAAGCUUUACACUGGGAGAGGACCAAAACGCGACCAGUAUCCUGCUGUAAUGACUUCAGUGACUGGUCUGAGCUGGCGCCUGUUCAAGAGGUUGCUCGUCAAUCGUCGUUCCCCCGGCCAACGAUCGGUAGUAACAGCAUCUCUAAUCUCCAACCACACACGAUAGGUGGAACUCUCAGGGGAAACAAUGUGGCCCGAGUCUCCAGAACCACCUCGCGUCACCUGCACGUUACUUCGAGACAGUUACUCGUGGUCUCCUCUUCUCGACAUGCUCCGCCGAAACCGAGGCAGAGAGUCAUCCCACCUCCCGCCGCUCCUAUCGCCGUGUCCAAAACUCACAGCGGUCUCAGCAAACCGGCCGACCAUGAUCGCUUUGAAAUCACUCCGAGCCUGCUCAAUCCAAGAGAAGCAAGCCAGAAACUAUUAGAAGAAAGGGAGGCCAAGUUGGCUGCAAAAUUAAGACUUGAGGAAGCGGAACGAAAGAUUAAACUGGCUGCGAAGUUGAAAAGAGAGGCGGAGGAGCAUGUUGCAGAACUGAGACGAAGAGAGCAAGAACGGAUCGAACGGUCGAAACUCCUCGCGGCACACUCCAACUAUAUGCAGCGUCUGCAGGCAAUUGACAAACGUCUCGACCGUUUCCCCACCAAGGAAGUCUUCGAGCGUGAGCUGAAGUCGGCACGAAUCAGAGCGAAGUUCGACAAGAUCAGGGCUCGACGUUUGCGUAUGGAAGCUGUCCUUUUAUCGACCAAAACCCCCAGAAGCAUUCGGAAGGCUCGUGAUCGUCUGCAAAACAUUAAUUCAUCCGUCGAAGCAGUCCAAGGUGACCUUCGCUUAUGGCGCAAAGAGAUGACCAAAGACCGUCAAAACAUUCUUUCUGUUGCGAACGAUCUCGAAGCAAAGUACACGGACUUCAGAGGUUCGACCUCGCAAAAGGGCAGAAUAUUCUCGCAAGAUGCCUGCGCCAAUUUCAAUCAACUAAUCGAGAUGACGGGAUUGAGUGGUAUAUCCCAAAUCAACAAGGAGCUGUUCGGACACGGUAUAUCCACUUCACAAUCAAAAGCUUUAUUCAAGCAACCUCUUGCGAGCACCCAUAGCCAUACCCCUGAGGGAAGGGUACGAAGAGUCUUGCUUGAUCUCAUCUUUUGGUCACUAAAUGCACAGAGAGUACUCGAUGAUAUCGGUGUAUCUCUGCACCUCUACAGACGAUUGCGUACCGAGGGGCUUCUAUGUAGAGCUUUUCCAGAACUUUUCGCUCAGGAUUACGCGAAAGCAGUCAUGUAUCCUACGUUCCAGAGCAUUGCUUCUAUCAACAUGGCUGCUAGGAUGUAUUUUAGGAGCUCGCAACGAUUAUUCCCCUAUCUUCUCUCUUCAAGAAUGAAGCUGUACAACGCCUUUCCGUCGGUGUAUCUACCCCUCCAAUUAGUGUUCGAUACGAAAAUGAUACGCAAGGAAUUCGAAACUCUACAAGGAUCUUUAUCAAUCUAUCACCCGGCGGGAGAUCUUCCACUUCAGCACGCUCAAAUCCACGAUUUUCGCCCCUUCUAUGACAUGCUCUUGGAUUUGGAUCAGAUAUCAGAAGACCUCAGCCAGUUAGAGGAAUUCGAAUAUGACAUAGAAUACCUUUUUCCCGCAAACACUGGGCGCCUGAAUCACGCUAAAUGGCAUGCCAUCUUGGUCGGUUGUUACCGUGAAACUCAUACCGCACUGGGGCUAGCAAGAUUGUGGCGGGGUAUCGCCAAUAUGACACUGGGAAUUGCCAACAGACCCGCCGCAAGGCAUCGUGCUCCUUUGGAAGAAGAAUCCUAUCGCCGAAGUAGUCAAAGUCUCGAUGUGCGGAGUAUACAACUGAAAUUGCAGAGCUCAUCCAGAGAACAAGGAACUACAGCCCCGACGUGGCUUACUUUACCGCCGUCACUUUAUACGCAACAGGCUCAAGUCCCAAUUCAUUAUCUAACAACGAGGGGGUCUGCUGGGUUUGUUCUCGAACAAUUCGCUGGCUCUAGUGUUCUUGGAGUCGACCUUGUUAUGAAGCCGCCUCCCAAGACUGGGCUUAAUGCAAUGAAAUCAAGAGUAAAUUUCCUACUGAUUGCAAGUGAGCGUGCUGUUGGCAUCUUCGAUAUGGACUGUCUGAAUUUUAUGGCCAGCCAUCUCUUGGAGGCAUCAAUUUUCCAGGGCGUUCUGGGAAACCAGGCAAUAAUGAAGGUUGGUGUGCACACCGAGUUAUUACGUCGGGUUUUGGCCGAUGAUCACAGCAUCGAGAUGAUCAAUGCUGUAGACUUGGCAUCAGAGCAGUUGUCGUCGAUUGCUAGCAUCGAUGAAGACCCCACCAUACAGACCCUUUCAAGUCUAACCUGGGAAACCUUUGGGCAAUCUUUACCGUAUUUACUCAUAUCGGACACAAUUCUGAAGCAAGCUGGAAAACGUGAUCCGAGCUUGUAUUUUGGGCAUCUGGCUUCCCGUCCUUAUGCCGCAUUGCAGCUGUUCAAGAGUACUCAAGGUCUUGGCGAUAACGAGACAUUGGCUGUCAAAGCAGCGGCGAGCCUCGGACCUGUUGUCGUCCAUUCUUUACCAGGCGAUCGUGUUCGCCGCAGUGGGCUUAUAACUAAACCAUCGCCAUCUUUGACCUCACCAUUGUCGGUAUACAUUUCAGAGCUUGUCGAGGGGGAGUCUGUACACAUUUUGCGUCGUAACAGUCAUCUUUCGAUUCGCCGCGAGAUCUAUGGGCUAGGGAAAUGGGGCUACCCGAUUCUGGCAGCAUAUAUCCGGCUGACUACAUUCAGCCGACCAAUUGAGGACGUUUAUACCUAUCUAUGGCCAACUUUACGACCAGAGGUUGAGACAACCAAAGAUUUACGAGGAUAUACCCUCGGAUUCGCUGGACAAAACCAUCGUAUUGUUUGCGCAUCAAUCCUUCUUACUUUUGCCAAUCAAGCGAAGCUUCCUUUGAAACUGCAACACGAGAACGAGCUUCGAGAACCUUUUCAACAAUCCUCGGCCAUAGCGCCAUCUCCUUCUGGGUUUUCGUGGCUGCACUGGGCCGAAGAAAUGUUACAGGAGAAGUUCAACAAAGGAAACCGCCUUGCUUAUCCUAUCAUAGAUGCUCAACCCUCGGUGACGCAGAGCUCAACAAUUAAGCCGAUUGGUAAAGCAACUGCCCGACGACUCCAACGACAGAAGACGACAGGCUCCAGUAGAGGAAGUCGACGAGGCCUGGAAAAUGCACAGCCAUCCAAUGAAAACAGCCCAGCUCGUUCAGUAGCCCAACAAGCCGUUGCGGGGUCAUCAACACCAACUGUCAAAACGAAAGGAGAAAUUUUCAAUCCCGAGAUUUUGGAUACUGGAGCAAGGACCUCCAAUCUGCAAGAUCAAGCAAGCUUUGUUACGGCGCCCAUCAAACCCUUCGUCGCAGCAAAUCUUACAGAAACUGUCAAGUUACGCUUCAUUCCCUCUGUUCCAGCAUACGCUCCACCCGAACCUCCUAAGCCUGGACAGGCGGACGACAAAAAAUUGAAAGACUAUGUAUCGCACAAGCGGAAGUCUAUACGUAAACCAGAGCGCAAAGUCGCACGCACCGAACGCGCACGCGCCAAAGCCGCACCCGAAACCGUCGUCAAGCCGACUGGCAUCGAGCUGAGCACGCCUGACUUAACAGAAUCCCUUGGUUUUGUUGACGCCUUUUUCACUUCAUUUGAAUCAGUCCAAGUCCGGCAAACCUCAAAGGCUGAGAUGGCUAUCGACAAGGACAACAAGCACAAGCCAUCGCCCAAGAAGCCGCCUGUCCUCGAGCCAAAGGACUCAAGUAAACGUCCCACUCAGCACACCGCACAGAAACUAACCGUCAGAUGUGUGGGUACGACUCAGCGCGCCAUACGGAGACUACCCUUGAGACGGAUGGGUUUAAAUCUCACUCGUGAGCCCAUCGUCAGACGAGUGAAUGGCGUGGCGAAUUUCACGGGAAACCAUGCCAUCCCAGCGGCUCAGAGGGGGAAUAUGCGCUCCAGCCAAGUCACUCAAGUCGAACAACAACAGUCGCUUCGGACCGAUGCUCCUUCUUCACAAUCUCCGCCUUGGGAAUGGAUGGUCUAA